Talaromyces rugulosus is the source of this 1956-nucleotide messenger RNA. RefSeq lists its product as uncharacterized. Gene Ontology annotation, biological process: mitochondrial fission; autophagy of mitochondrion; peroxisome fission. Gene Ontology annotation, molecular function: protein binding. NCBI's taxonomy places the organism in Eukaryota, Fungi, Ascomycota, Eurotiomycetes, Eurotiales, Trichocomaceae. The transcript has 6 exons. The record is from RefSeq and is a predicted model, not a curated record. Bases 1 to 1956 code for a protein of 651 amino acids. Gene Ontology annotation, cellular component: mitochondrial outer membrane; peroxisomal membrane.
AUGUAUGUCUCGUCUACCCCCGCUCCGUGGCAUUGCGCGCCUCAUGCCGGCAUGGAUACUGACUGCUACCUAGACGCCGCAGACGCUGAGAGGCCAGUUUCACAGACGACUCUCCCUGCCACAUGUAUCGCAACUAACUUUCCACAGCCCCCUGAAACCCGCCGAGCUCCAGGUUCUCCGCGCACAGUACGAAAAAGAAGGCGACUACGUCGGAGUCCAGACCAAGUUCAACUAUGCCUGGCAACAAAGGGGCUUAUAAAAUCAAAUAUCCGAUCGGAGCAGCAAGAAGGCGUUCGCCUUCUAUCAGAAAUCUUCCGCAGCGCCCCCGAACGACGCCGCGAAUGCCUUUACUACCUCGCUCUCGGAAAUUUCAAGCUGGGCAACUAUGCGGAAGCCCGUCGGUACAACGAUCUAUUGAUCGAUCACGAGCCCGGAAACCUACAGGCUGCCAGCCUGCGCCAACUGAUCGACGACAAGGUCGCAAAGGAGGGUCUGGUCGGAGUUGCUAUUGUUGGCGGUAUUGCCCUCGCCGCCGGACUGGUCGGCGGAUUUAUCCGCAGCUUUUCGCUCAGCCUGGGCUCAAUCGUCGGCUUGCGGAUUGCAUCACGAGCCUUCCUCCGCCUUCUACUUCCACCAGACCCACCGAUUGAGCAAAACACCGAAGAACCUCCCGCCGAUGGCUUUGCAUCGGCAAGCCCGCCGCCGUUACCACCAUUCUCAUCUCGACCUUCUCGAUCCCCACGACCACCUUCGGAUGAUUCAAGAUAUUCGAUGUUUAAUCACAAUCCAUGGCAGAAUCUCGAUGAUGAGGAUGAUGCGCAAUAUAACGACAGCGGCAACGGCCCCAGGCUCAGUCGCCACUCGUACCGCUCCCCAGAUGGACGAAUCACUCUGACUCGCACAACCAUUACCUCUGGAAUGCCCGGCGGUCGACGCAGGAGCAUGGGGUCGCCUGAGUCAAUCGACACCACAGAUCCGUUUAGGCAGACUAUUGGCAGCAUCUUUCAAGAGAUAACCGGUGCAUACGGCCCUCGGAGUCGAGGUGCCUUCACUCCGGACCGGGAGGAUCCCUGGGACGAGGAGAACCCAAGUUCUCCUCGAGAUAAUUAUAAUUCGAAUGCGGAGAAUCGAGGGCAAUUCGGCGGUGGCAACUUUCUACGGCCUCCGGGAUUAUUCCCAAGGGAUACGAAUGGUAGACAGCCAGUAAAUCUACCCUUGACCAAUUUAAACGACAUCUUCAAUAUUAUACGUAAUGAAGCAGAUCCAGAAAGCAUGAAUCGUCACAAUGGUGAAAUUCACAUUUUGGGAGCCGGUAGUGGAAACCAGAUGCAUCCUCUUUCAUUGCUUGUCAGUCUGCUAAGCGGGGGCCGCAUGGGUGGCGACGCUGUUUACUCGCAGGAAGAACUUGACCAUGUCAUCUCACAGCUCAUCGACCAGAACACAAAUCAGGGGGCACCUCCCGCUACAGACACGGCGAUUCAGUCUCUUCCCAAGACGACAAUCAACACAGAAAUGCUCGGGGCUGAAGGGAGGGCUGAAUGCUCUAUUUGUAUGGAUCCAGUCGAGCUUGGGACCGAAGUAACGCAGCUCCCAUGCAAACACUGGUUUCAUGGCGAAUGCAUCGAGUCAUGGUUGAAGCAGCACAAUACGUGUCCCCACUGCAGAAGGGGGAUCAACGAAGGUGAUGAAGCUCCCGGAACUCGCAACAAUCCCAUGAUCAUACCGAGCAGCCCACCAAACCCUCAAUCCUCCAACGAUCAUUCCGGCUCUCCUUACUACGGCGGCCGCCCCCAGAGCUUUGGGAGCUCAUCAACAUUCAGUGGCAACGGUCCGGGACCUCGUCAAGGUUUCUCGGCUCCUCCUGAGCCAGAUCGGAAUCACCCCAAUCAGGAUGAGUCAUCGUCACCAGGAGGGGGGCUUAGCGGCUGGUUCAGGAGUCACUUUGGCAGUAACUGA